Papilio machaon (common yellow swallowtail) is the source of this 1784-nucleotide messenger RNA. It is a transcript of the gene deltaCOP, whose product is annotated as coatomer subunit delta. Gene Ontology annotation, biological process: retrograde vesicle-mediated transport, Golgi to endoplasmic reticulum; Golgi localization; endoplasmic reticulum to Golgi vesicle-mediated transport. The transcript is spliced from 16 exons. The record is from RefSeq and is a predicted model, not a curated record. NCBI's taxonomy places the organism in Eukaryota, Metazoa, Arthropoda, Insecta, Lepidoptera, Papilionidae. Gene Ontology annotation, cellular component: COPI vesicle coat; cytosol. Bases 1 to 1650 code for a protein of 549 amino acids.
AUGAUCAUACGGGCGCUUGGCCGGGGCGAGGCGGGCGCGGCUCGCUGCGGCGCGGCAGCAGCGACAUGCACGAAGGAAACAUCGUGCAGAUGCCGCACGACUGCACACAGUCAGAUUAAUAUUGUGCUUAUAGCUGCGACAGUAUGUACGAAAGCAGGGAAAGCAUUAGUGUCUCGGCAGUUUGUAGAGAUGACGAAAGCACGUAUAGAAGGGUUAUUAGCAGCCUUUCCGAAACUAAUGACCGGUGGAAGGCAACAUACUUUUGUAGAGACAGAAUCUGUCAGAUAUGUGUAUCAGCCGUUGGAUAAGUUAUAUAUGUUGCUAAUUACAACUAAGGCUAGUAACAUUUUAGAAGACUUGGAAACAUUGCGGCUGUUCAGUAGAGUUGUACCAGAGUAUUGCACUCAACUAACAGAGACGGAAGUGUUGAACCAAGCUUUCAAUUUGCUGUUUGCAUUUGACGAGAUUGUGGCACUUGGUUACAGGGAGAGUGUCAAUUUGGCGCAGGUUCGCUCAUUUGUUGAGAUGGACUCACAUGAAGAGAAAAUCUACCAAGCAGUGAGACAGACACAAGAACGUGAAGCUGCGAACCGUAUGCGCGAGCGUGCGAAGGAAUUACAGCGAGAGAGACUGGAGGCGGCCAAACGUGGGCAGACUCCGCGCUCCAGCACCGCAUUCAGCGGUGGUUUCGGUAAUUCCUCUCUGGCAUCAGUCACCAUGUCAUCAAGCUCUCCGAUAGCUGAGAAGUUGCCCACUACACCGGUUCGUGAAACACAAGCGGCAAGUUCAGCAAUGAAGUUGUCAUCUCGCGGUGCAGAUGUAGACUCAUUCGUAUCUCGUCUUGCCAAGGAAGGUGAUGUGGCCGCCCUCACGCCGCAAGUCACUACUGUUGCUAAGGACAAGGCACCUAUACCUGCCGACCAUAAAGAUGUGCAUUUACGAUUUGAGGAACGUUUGAGCCUCACCCUAGGACGAGAUGGAGAUAUACAGAACUUUGAACUCUCAGGUCUUUUGACGCUCCGCAUAGUUAAUGAGCAGUAUGGACGUAUACAUGUACAUAUUGAUAACAAGGAUACAAGACCUCUGCAGUUACAGACUCAUCCAAACGUAGACAAGGAGGCGUUCCGAUCUAGCGGGGUCAUAGGUUUAAAACAAGUCCAGCGACCGUUCCCCAUGCACAGUGAUGUCGGCGUACUCAAAUGGCGGCUCACCACCGGCAAUGAUGACAAACUGGCUCCCCUCUCAGUGAACUGUUGGCCAUCUGAGGGCGCUAAUGGCGGUUGUGACGUCAACAUUGAAUACGAGCUGGAGCAAGACCAUUUAGUGUUAACCGAUGUUGUCAUCAACAUUCCAUUGCCAUCUGGCAACACUUCGGUAGUUGUCCACCAAUGGGAGGGCAGCUACUCGCAAAAAGGCCGCACUUUGUUGUGGAGCAUUCCAGUUGUCAACAGACAACAAAAAACUGGCAGUUUGGAGUUCACUGUAACACCAGCGAUACCGAACGACUUCUUCCCGAUAACUGUCACUUGGACAUCUGAAACAUCGCUGGCACAACUGACAGCUGUCAAAGUGACGCAAGCCGAGGACGGCUCCCCCGUAGACUUUUCGCAGGACAUCAGCUUCCGACCCGAUAAAUACGAAGUCGUUUAAUAAAAACUAUUUUCAAAUAAACUUUUUAGUGGUAAGAUACUUUUUAUUAAGUUAAAUUUUAUUACAAUAGUUAAAAAAAAAUUACAUAUUACAUAUUAUGUUUGUCAAAAUGUAACAUAGAAAUUUGGCGCCAU